Molecule: messenger RNA, 1677 nt
Organism: Aspergillus wentii DTO 134E9
Lineage: Eukaryota; Fungi; Ascomycota; Eurotiomycetes; Eurotiales; Aspergillaceae
Product: DUF4048 domain-containing protein
Exons: 2
Coding region: 1-1677 (558 amino acids)
Source: RefSeq, a predicted model, not a curated record
AUGGAGGAUUCCCCGGGAACGGGCGAUGCGGGAGCUGUACCACAGCCACAGCAGCAGCAUAAGAAGCCACUCGAACCAUCACCACCUCUGGCUGAUCGUGAACAAAUUCGACUGAAACGAUCUUCUCUCCCUCCUCGUCCGAAUGGUGCUGCUCGCCACGCCAAACGCUUGACCCUCAACUUCCCCAUCAACAUUCCCCCGGCCGACCUCAGUGGCAUCACCACCCCCGGAUCCAUGACCCCUGUCACGCAGUCCUCCGUUCAGCAGUCCCCUGCCCUCCCCCUCGGCACACAUAUACCGUUGGAAGGGUCAGAUGAUAGCAAUGAGAUUCUCACGGCUAUUGCGUCACAAGAGCGAAAGGUCCUUGAGCUUCGUGAGGAGCUCCAACGUGCAGAAACGGAGCUUUCCACACUAAAGAAGCAGUGGGCGUCGUCGGAGAAGACUCGGAAACGGACAGAAAUCAACCACCAUGCCGAACCGUUGAUUCCUUUGAGAUCUCCCGAGCAGCAUAGCAGCGAGAGCCAGCAUCACAGAGAACGCAGUGGGGGUACCAGCAUUGAUAGCCCGUCGUCGGUGGUCCAGUCACGAAUGAGUCGGGAGCUGGAGAGACGGAGCAGUGUUCGUGCUGCAGCGACAGCGGGCACGAAGAUAUCGGCGAAUGGACGACGAGUGUUUCAGGGCUCUCAUACUCGGACGCUGUCGUUGCUUUCUCCUGUUGCGGGUUCUGGCAAGCCGUUUGAGUCUGGGUCGGCUACAGAGGAUGAUCGGAUUUCUCGACCUCCUCGGUCUGCAACGCUGCCGUCGCUCGAACGUACUACGAGUAAUAAUCUUCGCAUGGCUGUUGAUGCAUCUGAUCCUACGGAGGAACUCAUGUCACAGUGGCGGAAGACAAUGCCGCCGCCCUCUCGAGAGGCUCUCAUGCGCACUGGAAAACAAAUGGCUUCGGAUUUGAGGGAGGGUCUAUGGACGUUCUUGGAGGAUAUCAGACAGGCUACUGUGGGAGAAGAGGGAAUCAAUGCGACCGAAUCGAGGGGGGUAACGCCAUCGGGACGGAAUCGGAAUUCCAGCUCGACAUCGCGAAGCAGAGACCGAUUGUCGGUGGGAGGAAAGUCCUCUCGAUCGCCGUCGUCUACACGAGGCAGGGGGGCAGAGGCGAGAAAAUCUGGUAAAGACACUAAAUCGGCAGACAUAGAUCUGUCGUUUUGGACUGAAUUCGGCAUUGAUCCUCCUGGGCAGAAGUCCCCGACUCCUCGCGGAGCCUCAAAUACCCCAAGCGGGCCGAACGAAGCAACCGACUCAGACCACCUCGAGGUUGAAGACAACUGGGAUGACUGGGACACGCCCCAGCCGAAAAAGACGCAGCAUACUCCUUCCUCGAGCCGCUCAACAUUGGAAUCGAAGCAUGACCAGUCCCCGAUGACGCAGACCAGCAGUCCCCGCACAAGCACUAGUGUUCCGCUGACUGCGAAUAGCUUCGGAGACUGGAACACAGCCAACAAUGAGAUUCCUGACCCCAGCGUAUCUGAUGGCAUUCCUUGGCCGGCAAUCACCAAGAUGGCACCUUCAAACCUCACCAAAACGGCUUCAAACCUGAUGGCCGAAUGGGAACGAAGUCUCUCCCCAUCUCUGAGCGGUCCCAAUUCUCCGAUCCUCGACAAAGACGACAAGAAAGACUAA